UUUCAUUCGACAGUGUAUCCAUCAUCCCAAGGAAAUUAAAUGAAAUGUAUCAGUUCAAUUACAGCCAGUCAAUGAUUAGAGCUAGGGUGAGGUAAUUAUUUUUAUACGUAUGUCUGAUUCAUGGUUGAACUGUUGAAGUUUGAAUUCAUUGGAGAGAAGUUGCGGAUUGAUGCGUCUUAACGUGGCCGAACGAUAUAUCGAAGGAAGAAACGUUAAACAAAACACUGUUGCAUCGAAUGUAGUUUGAAAUCAGUGUUAGUGUAGCCGACACCCGGGCAUUCCGUCUUCCCUGUCCGCUUCGCUGUAAAUCCUUAAUUGUAUGUGUAUAAAAAUGGUUAUCGUCAGGUCCACGUGAAAUACUGUGUAAAAAAUCGUUAGCUGAGUUAAUACACAAGUUUUGGGUGGUUGGUGUGACUAAAGUGCAUGUGAUGAGAGUUUUCGAAUCGUGAAAGAGUUGCGCAAUAGAACGAUCUCGAAUCUUUUUCGGGGGUAAUAAGACAUCUUUCCGACAAUGUUUGUCUACGAAAUAUCGGAUUCUAUUGUAUUGAAGGGUUUAUGACGUUUUGAAGGCACCUAAGGAUACAUCUUGUGUACGCGUUUGCUGCGUGACGACCGAAUUCGGAAAAAAUUAUUAGAAUGAUCGACCGAUAACGUGGUAAUCUUUAUUUUACGACUCGAUUCCGAGUUAAUUUUCGUCAUUUUUCAGAGAUUUGCUACUGAGGGUAAUUGUGAGGUUGAUGAUAGGCGGUUUUUAUGCAAAUGAGCAUUAACUGCAUGUGAGUAAUGAUAAAAAUAAUCUAGGUAUCGACCUAUCUAUUGACUGAACCUUGCAACGAUUCACUUUCGGCGGGAUUCUGCCGCGUCAUAUCGACAGUGCUUUGUUUCUGUUCGCCUGUAUAAAAGAGACAAAAGAACAAGUCCAGGCUUAGUUUUUGCUAGUGUGCGUGAAGUGAAAUGAUAAUGUGAAUUUAUGGAUUACGCAUGGAUUACGGAAUAUCAUGGAGUUGAGGAUGCAGGAUCAUCGACGAGUUACGACUCCGAACACCGGCCUUGUGAACUUAAAGUAUUUGAACUUGUCCGACAACUCGAUAAGUGAAAUUGGUUCGUUUGCAUUCGCGAAUAUCGACGAUCUCGCGGUCCUCGAUUUGUCCAGGAAUCAUCUGUAUUACGUUCUCUGGGAUACGUUCGUCGACAGCCGAAGUUUGCGGAUUCUUCAUCUCAAUGGAAAUCGAUUUGGCACCCGGAUCCCAGACUUACACUCAAAUUCCAUUUCGGAAUUGGGACUCAGCGAUUGCCAGAUAAGCCAUGUAAACCGGCAGGCUUUCGCGGGGCUGAAAAAUCUCCGGAAGCUUGAUCUUUCGAACAACUUUAUGAUGCAAAUUGACUAUCGGGAAAUUGAAAUUCUACCCACGCUGCAGGUCAUCAAUUUGGACAACAAUCCUUGGUCCUGCGGGGACAUGAAGAGGCUGUUAUCGCACCUCGAAGAUCGGAGCAUCGUCUUCGAUUCGCCGUGCAACAGAUCGAGGAAAACGGGGGGCGAGAAACCGGCAGGUCGAACGAUGAAGAAGUUUGAAAAGAUGAUCGACGCGACGCGGCCACAGGAUCAAAAUCAGGACCGGGAUCGGGAAUACGGAGUCAUGCUGAGUCCAACGAUCACGUGGAUAACGGAUCCGCCGCCUCCGGUGAUCGGCGCUGGAAACAAAUCGAAGAGCGAAACGAUCAUCGACCGCGACGGGUUACUUCACGCCUUAGCCGACGUUUCCCCCCUAUGGAUAUUCGCCGUAGGCUUCUCCGUCGGCUUCGUGACCAGCAUGCUCUUCACGUACAUCUGGGUGACCGGCAUGAUCUCAGGAUGCUGGAGAUGCCCGAAAAUACCGAGGCGCAACCUUGGCGCUACCCGCGACAACGCUUCCCAGAGGAUAUCGCUUCUCGGAGGUCAUCCUGCCUGCCCUGGUACUCCUCCCCCACCCUACAGGGACGUCAUCCUGAAUUCGAGCUCCUAUCCCACCGCACCCUCUGUCGUGUCGAUUUGAACGAAGUUCCGCAAGAACCGAUAGUUGCGUAAGCACCUAUCGCGGUGUAGGAAAUGGAAAUCGUACGGAAUCGGUUGAGAACGGCCAGUAAAGAAAAUCAAUUAACGUGGUACAUGUAUUUAUAAUUUCGACGAUACCUACUCUUCAUCUUUGCACUCUCUCUCUCUCUCUCUCUCU
Neodiprion fabricii is the source of this 2210-nucleotide messenger RNA. Its product is annotated as leucine-rich repeat-containing protein 17-like. Gene Ontology annotation, cellular component: plasma membrane. Gene Ontology annotation, molecular function: protein binding. The coding region runs from base 999 to 2033 and encodes 344 amino acids. Lineage: Eukaryota; Metazoa; Arthropoda; Insecta; Hymenoptera; Diprionidae. The transcript is spliced from 4 exons. The record is from RefSeq and is a predicted model, not a curated record.